UCACCCUCAACCCCACUCCCACAAUCACCACCACCAGCACCACAAUCACCACCACCAGCUCUCCUCCUCUCCCCCUCGUUUCUCGCCCCCGCCCUUCAACGCCUCUGCCUCGGUGGCAACCAUGGCGACAGCUGCCACCGCCUCCUCCUCUUCCUCCUCCCCGUCAACCUCAUCGUCGGCCAACGGCAGCGCCCGGGAGCACCUGCUGGCAGUGCGCCGGCGCAACCCGCACACCCGGCCGUACACAAUCGGGCCAGACAACCUCCGCAGCCUGUCGGUGCAGGGCGAGGUCGGGGCUUCCACCUCAGCAUCAUCCUCCUCAUCAGGGGUCCAGCCAGAAGCAGCGGGGAUGGGGCUCCAGCGGGCCAAUAGCGACACAGACCUAGUGACAUCAGACAGCCGCUCAUCGCUCACUGCGUCUACGUACCAGUUGACUCUAGGUCACAGCCACCUGGUCAUCUCCUGGGACAUCAAAGAGGAAGUGGAUGCCACCGACUGGAUUGGGCUGUACCACAUUGAUGAGACGUGUGUGGCCAACGUGUGGGACUCCAAGAAUCGCGGUGUGAACGGCACCCAGAGAGGACAGAUCGUGUGGAGACUGGAGCCAGAACCCUACUUCAUGGAGCCGGAAACUAAGAUCUGCUUUAAAUACUAUCACGGUGUAAGUGGAGCAUUGAGAGCAACGACACCUUGUAUCACCGUCAAGAACCCUGGAGUACCGGUGGGCAGUGAAGGCCAAGUGGAGGACCAAUCAGGGACUGAGCACUGUCGGAAACUAGUUAGCUUCACUCUGUCAGACAUCCGGGCAUCCGGCCUGAAGAAGGGCAUGUUCUUUAACCCAGACCCGUACCUAAAGAUGUCCAUCCAGCCCGGCAAGAGGAGCGGCCUCCCCAAGUUCACCCACCACGGCCAGGAGAGACGAUCCUCCAUCAUAGCCAACACCAUCAACCCUGUGUGGCAUGGCGAGAAAUACACGUUUGUGGCUCUGAUGACUGACAUGUUGGAGAUCGAGGUGAAAGAUAAGUUCGCCAAGAGCCGACCAAUCAUCAAGCGGUUUCUGGGUCAGCUGAUCAUCCCCGUGCAGAGACUUCUGGAGGGGCCGACGGCUGACGAUCAGCCAGUCACCUACAGCCUGUGUCGUCGCCUCCCUACGGACCAUGUGAGCGGGCAGCUACUGUUCAGAGUGGACAUCACCUCCACUGGACAUGAAGAAGCCUCUCCAGAUGCAGUGGGAACUAUCUUGGGUGGUGCUGUGAACGGCGACCCCGGCAGUCCCUCCGAUGACGAAGACCUCCCUCACCCCUCCUCAUCCUCACGCGUCACAUGUGGACCCUCCCCUACAGGAUCUGAUGAGGGCUCCCUGUUAGUCAAUGGGGCUUGUUACUAUGGCGAUGACAGCGUGUGGCGGGAGCCUGGGCAGGUGGGAGAAGAGGAUCUGGUUCCUCCGGCUCUGGGUAGCCACACCCACCGGCAGGUGUCACUCAAUGACUACCUGGACGCCAUUGAAGCUCCCAGGAGCCCUGGGGACCGACCUCUGGUGGGGCCUUCGCCGAAACUCCGCUCCAGCUUUCCAACGGACACACGGCUCAACGCCAUGCUGCACAUAGACUCAGAUGAGGAUGAGGAGACAGCAGGGCAGCACAGGGACCAAUCACAGGAGACAAAGACUCAGCAGACCUCAGACGUAUCGAGAAGGUCGGCUACAUCUGAGUCUCGACAAGGGAAUGAGGUUUCCAUAGGAGAGCCACACGGGUCGACUGGAGCUGGUACUGGACCUGGAGCUGCAGCAGAGGCCGGUUCCUCUGCCAGUGCUCAGCCUGGGGCUGAGCCUGCAGGGGCUGAACCUGGAGCUGGAGCUGCAGAAGUUGCAGCUGGAGUUCAAACACAGACAGGAGCAUCAACCUCUGCUGAUGCAGAAGCUGUGACCACAGAGGCUGCUGGAGCGUCAGCUGAGGCUGCACACAUCAGCGGAGAACCCUCCACAGCUUCCAACUCAGGUCAGGCAUCAGGGGCCGAGGCAGCUGCAGCAGAAGGCCCAGGGACCCAGGCUGGGCCGGGUGCCUCUGUGGGGGAAUGUACCUGCCAGGAGCAGAGCAGCUGGACAGGUGCAAACCAGGAAGUGUCCUGCAGUCCUUCACUCAGUGGUGGUCCACUUUCACCCAUUCAGGAGGUGGAGACAAGAAAAGAAGUGGCUCCAAAGGCAGAGGAGGAAGGGGCAGAGUCAUCAAGCAGUGAGGCAAAUGGGCCAGUGGCAGCAGCUGCUCCGACCAGCAGCAGCAUAGCUGAUCAAGGAGGAGGGACUUCUGAAGCUGGCGCGACAGCCAGAGGUGGGGAUGGGCAGGAGGAGCAGCAGGAGGAGGAAGGAGGGGAGGUGUGGAGGAGGAGGCGAUCUAUGCAGGCCUCUGGAGGUGUGGCCCAGAACCAUGAGGUGUGCGGGGCCAGAGAGAGUCUGAGCGGGAUCGUUGUGGAGAGUGAGGGAGGUGCCACAGCUCAGGUCAAUGGCCACCAGUCUGUUCGCUCCCUGCCAUCUGUCCGCCAUGACAUCAGUCGUUACCAGAGAGUGGACGAGCCGCUACCACCUAACUGGGAGGCUCGAAUUGACAGCCACGGUCGGAUCUUUUACGUGGACCAUGUGAACAGAACCACAACUUGGCAACGGCCCACUGCUCCCCCAGCCCCGCAGACCCUCCAGAGAUCCAACUCCAUACAGCAGAUGGAACAGCUGAACCGCAGGUAUCAGAGUAUACGUAGGACGAUAACCAAUGACAGCAGACCAGAAGAGCAGUCAGCCAAUGAGCUGCCAACAGAUGAGACUGAUAUGCACCCGUCUAUUCCAGAGCUGCGUAGAGACAACAGCGUCGCUCAGUCGGGCUCCAGGUCUCGCCUCAGCCUGCUGCUUCAGUCUCCCAGCGCCAGGUUCCUCACCAGCCCCGACUUCUUCACUGUGCUGCAUUCCAACCCUAGUGCCUACCGUAUGUUCACCACCAACACGUGUCUGAAGCAUAUGAUCAGUAAGGUUCGUCGGGAUGCUCACCACUUCGAGCGCUACCAGCACAACAGGGACCUGGUGGCCUUCCUCAACAUGUUCUCCAAUAAACAGCUGGAGCUUCCCAGAGGCUGGGAGAUGAAGCACGACCACACCGGCAAGCCUUUCUUUGUGGACCACAACUGCCGAGCCACAACCUUCAUCGACCCACGGCUGCCUCUCCAGAGCACUAGGCCCCCAAGCAUCCUGGCUCACCGGCAACACCUGACGCGCCAACGCAGCCACAGUGCCGGGGAGGUCAGCCCCCGGCGACUGGUGGGUGAAGACCCUCGUCACACUGGCCCACCCGUCCUGCCGCGGCCUUCCAGCACCUUCACCUCUGCCAGCAGGGGGCAGUGCCAAGAUGUUGUGCCAGUGGCUUAUAACGACAAAAUUGUGGCGUUCCUACGACAACCAAACAUCUUUGAGAUUUUGCAGGAGAGACAGCCAGACUUCAACCGGAACCAUUCACUCAGGGAGAAGGUGCAUCUGAUCCGCACAGAUGGAGUGUCAGGAUUGGCCAGGCUUUCAGGAGACGCUGACCUUGUCAUGCUGCUAAGUCUGUUUGAAGAUGAAGUAAUGUCAUACGUGCCUCCUCACGCCUUACUUCACCCCAGCUACUGCCAGUCACCUCGGGGAUCCCCUGUCUCCUCCCCACAGAACUCACCUGGUACUCAGAGAGCCAAUGCCAGAGCUCCAGCACCCUACAAGAGAGACUUUGAGGCCAAACUGCGCAACUUCUACAGAAAACUGGAAACUAAAGGCUAUGGACAAGGACCGGGGAAGCUAAAAUUGAUCAUCCGUCGUGACCAUCUGCUGGAAGAUGCCUUCAACCAGAUCAUGUGCUAUUCCCGUAAAGAUCUGCAGCGCAGCAAGCUCUAUGUCAGCUUUGUCGGGGAGGAGGGGUUGGACUAUAGCGGCCCUUCCAGAGAGUUCUUCUUCUUGGUCUCCAGAGAGCUGUUCAACCCGUAUUAUGGUCUGUUUGAAUACUCUGCCAAUGACACCUACACUGUCCAGAUCAGCCCAAUGUCCGCCUUCGUAGACAAUCAUCAUGAAUGGUUCCGGUUCAGCGGUCGUAUUCUGGGUUUGGCUCUGAUCCAUCAGUACCUGCUGGACGCCUUCUUCACCAGACCAUUCUAUAAAGGCCUACUGCGCAUUCCAUGUGACCUGAGUGACCUGGAGUAUCUAGACGAGGAGUUUCACCAGUCCCUUCAGUGGAUGAAGGACAAUGACAUAGAAGACAUGCUGGACCUCACCUUCACCGUCAACGAAGAGGUCUUUGGACAGAUAACAGAAAGAGAGCUGAAGCCUGGUGGAGCCAACAUCCCUGUCUCAGAGAAGAAUAAGAAGGAAUACAUUGAGCGGAUGGUGAAGUGGAGGAUAGAGAGAGGAGUGGUGCAGCAGACUGAAAGCCUGGUCCGAGGCUUCUAUGAGGUGGUGGAUGCCAGGCUGGUGUCAGUGUUUGAUGCCAGGGAGCUGGAGCUGGUGAUCGCUGGCACUGCUGAGAUCGAUUUAUCAGACUGGAGGAACAACACAGAGUACAGAGGAGGUUACCAUGACAACCAUAUAGUGAUCCGGUGGUUCUGGGCAGCUGUGGAGAGGUUCAACAAUGAACAGAGACUUCGGCUCCUGCAGUUUGUGACGGGGACAUCCAGUAUUCCUUAUGAGGGCUUUGCUUCUCUGCGAGGCAGUAACGGACCCCGCAGGUUCUGUGUAGAGAAGUGGGGAAAAGUCACCUCGCUGCCCAGAGCUCACACCUGUUUCAACCGGCUGGACCUGCCGCCGUACCCAUCCUUCUCAAUGCUGUAUGAGAAGAUGCUGACCGCAGUGGAGGAGACCAGCACCUUUGGGCUAGAAUGAGAUCCCCACCCUGAAUUCACCCAUCCCUCCCCUCAGCUCCCCUCAAGGACUAUCAGUAUCUGUGAAGAAAGGUAGCCAUGAGAGAACCUGGAGGAGGCCUCAAAAACCUGGAUUAGGAGUCCAAUUUGUGAUCUUGUAUUUAAUUUAUAAUGAGCUCUGUUUUAUAUCAGAGGCUGCUAAGACCUUUGAACCAGGAAGCUGCACUCUGACAUCUUAAUAUGUCUCAUGUAUAGAGGUAAAGUACUCACAGUUUUUGUUGGACCUGCACAUAUUUCACACCAACUUAGUAAUACAUGCUUUCACCUGUGCAAUGUGACGAAUGAAGACCUACACUGCCUUCUGGACCAGGAUCAAAACGGCCUGGAUUUGACUUAUCAGAGACCCGGGUGUUUUUUUUUUUUUUGUUCUCCUUGAUACCAGGAGGUUAAGGUUCAGGACUAUGGAGCAUGUACACAAGAAAUAAGAAGCAACCACUGCCUUCAUUGAAAAAAACUAAGUGGAUUUAGCCUUUUUUAUUCUAGUUCGGAUGGACCAUGGAGGAUCAUAAGUCCAGUCCAGAAUGUACUACUCACUGUAGUACAGCGUCUCCUUGUGGCCUGUAGUUGUAACUGCACUCAUGUAGAUAGUGCAUUUCUCUCUCAAAGCCUUUCCAGGACCGCCUGAAGUAAACUUUUGGUAAAGUUUG
Thunnus maccoyii (southern bluefin tuna) is the source of this 5570-nucleotide messenger RNA. It is a transcript of the gene hecw2b, whose product is annotated as HECT, C2 and WW domain containing E3 ubiquitin protein ligase 2b. The record is from RefSeq and is a predicted model, not a curated record. The coding region runs from base 122 to 4885 and encodes 1587 amino acids. Gene Ontology annotation, molecular function: protein binding; ubiquitin-protein transferase activity. The transcript has 30 exons. Gene Ontology annotation, biological process: regulation of dendrite morphogenesis. NCBI's taxonomy places the organism in Eukaryota, Metazoa, Chordata, Actinopteri, Scombriformes, Scombridae.